AUGGCGAAGGGAAAAGUUUGCUUGGCCUACAGCGGUGGUCUGGAUACGAGCUGUAUUCUGAGGUGGCUACUCGACGAUGGCUAUGAGGUCGUAUGCUUCCUUGCCAAUGUUGGACAAGAAGAGGAUUGGGAUGCCGUCGAGAAGAAGGCCCUCAAGAUUGGUGCCACGAAGAUGGUGAUUGAGGAUUUGCAGAAGGAGUUUGUGGAGGAGUUGUGCUUCCGAGCUGUGCAGUGCAAUGCUCAAUACGAGGGACGGUACCUGCUUGGCACGUCGCUUGCACGUCCAGUAAUUGCACGAUCUCUCAUGCGAGUCGCACAGCGUGAAGGCUGUGACUCAGUCAGCCACGGUGCUACCGCCAAGGGCAACGACCAACUCCGCUUCGAGUUCGCUUUUUACGCGAUCCAGCCUUCGAUCAAAAUCAUUGCCCCAUGGAGGGAUCCCAAAUUCUUCAACCGAUUCCAGGGCCGGAACGAUCUACUCGACUAUGCUGCGGCCACAAACCUCCCAGUCACAUCCACCAAGGCGAAGCCGUGGUCGAUGGACGCCAACCUUGCCCAUUGCAGCUACGAGGCUGGUAUCCUGGAAGACCCAAACCAGGAGCCUCCGAGUGAUAUGUGGACUAUGACCGACGACCCACUGAAGGCACCCAACGAGCCGACCAAGAUCACCAUCAGCUUUGAAAAGGGUAUUCCGACCAAGGUCGUCACGCCACAGGGCACAUUCACGGACUCUGUGCAGCUCUUCAAGGAGCUGAACCGCAUUGGGAAGAUCCACGGUGUUGGCAGGAUCGACAUUGUCGAGAAUAGAUUCAUUGGUCUGAAGUCUCGUGGCUGCUACGAUUCCCCAGCCAUGACAAUUCUCCGCCUUGCACACCUUGACCUCGAGGGAUUGGUUCUCGAUGGCCAAGUUAGGGCUCUUCGAGAUCAGUUCGUCACUCAUAAUUGGAGCAAUUACCUCUACAAUGGAUUGUAUUUCUCUCCCGAGCGUGCCUUCGUGGAGAACUCCCUGAUCUAUAGCCAACAGAACGUGAACGGCGAGGUCCGCUUGAGCUGUUACAAGGGAUCAGCCUACGUCCUUGGCCGUACUAGCAGCAGCGAGAAGCUGUACUCCAUGGAGGAGGCAUCGAUGGACUCGUUGGAGAACUUCGGCGCCGAGGACACUACCGGGUUCAUCAAGAUUCAGACCAUCAGGCUGAAGAAGUACGCGGAUGAAUGGGCAGAGAAGAAGUGA
Fonsecaea erecta is the source of this 1230-nucleotide messenger RNA. Its product is annotated as argininosuccinate synthase. Gene Ontology annotation, molecular function: argininosuccinate synthase activity; ATP binding. Gene Ontology annotation, biological process: urea cycle; L-arginine biosynthetic process. The record is from RefSeq and is a predicted model, not a curated record. The coding region runs from base 1 to 1230 and encodes 409 amino acids. The transcript has 10 exons. NCBI's taxonomy places the organism in Eukaryota, Fungi, Ascomycota, Eurotiomycetes, Chaetothyriales, Herpotrichiellaceae. Gene Ontology annotation, cellular component: cytoplasm.